Molecule: messenger RNA, 744 nt
Organism: Arachis stenosperma
Lineage: Eukaryota; Viridiplantae; Streptophyta; Magnoliopsida; Fabales; Fabaceae
Product: monothiol glutaredoxin-S6-like
Exons: 1
Coding region: 149-457 (102 amino acids)
Source: RefSeq, a predicted model, not a curated record
UUAUUUUUUUUCAAUCAUGGGUCGGCAAUGCAAUAACAACCCCACCCCCUCACACACCACCUUAUAAAUAACCCUUCAUCAAUUCUCACUUUACAUAUAUCAUUCAUAUAAACACAUAUACAUAUUAUAAUAAUAAUAAUCAUUGAAGAUGGAAGGUGUGGCGAGCAUGGUGGCUGAGAAGCCAGUGGUGAUAUUCAGCAAGAGCACGUGUUGCUUGAGUCACUCCAUGAAAUCACUGAUAAGAAGCUUUGGUGCAAAUGCAACUGUUUAUGAGCUUGAUGAGAUCUCAAAUGGAGAGCAGAUUGAGAAUGAGUUGAUCCGAAUGGGGUGCCAGCCAAGUGUGCCAGCUGUGUUCAUAGGCCAACAAUUCAUUGGUGGUUCUAAGAGAAUCAUGAGCCUCCAUGUCAGGAAUGAGUUAGUUCCAUUGCUCAAAGAUGCUAAGGCUAUUUGGAUUUGAUCAUCAACGUAACCAAAAUUAAAUCACUACUACUACUAUAGUCUAUAAUAUAAGGAUAUAUAGUUACAUAUGCAUAUAUGUAUUUCUAUGUUACGUACUCUUGCUAUGUAUAUCUAGUUAAUUAAUUAGUGAGCAACAUUAGCUAUAUGAUUAAUAUUAUAUAUAUAUAUAGUACUAUGAAUGCAUGAGUGAUAUAUAAUAUCACUUAUUAUGAGUAGUUACCAUGCACUACUUAUAUUAUGGAUACUUUAAUUUCAACAUAAUGAAAAUUUGGCGCGUUAUUGCUA